AUGCUUGCUCAGCAGCCACUUUGUUUACCGAAGAAUCGACAAAUGAGUACUCACUUAUAUUAUCAUUAUUUAAAGAAAAUUGUUAGCAAACAUGCUUCACAGAUUGUUUGCCUUCAUUUAUCUGAACGAAAUGCACCAUGUGCAGUAGAUUAUUUUCUGCCUGAAGUGCCAUUAAAUGAACUCACCUGGCCAUCAUUGACCAUUGAAGAUGUUUCACAUAAUGUCCUUGAAGUACUGCUUUAUCAUUCUUCAUUAUUAUCUAAAAUUCAUUCAUUAUCACUCGAUGUCGGUUAA
This is a messenger RNA of Rotaria socialis, 294 nucleotides long. NCBI's taxonomy places the organism in Eukaryota, Metazoa, Rotifera, Eurotatoria, Philodinida, Philodinidae. The record is from the annotation of a GenBank genome assembly.